GUUUGAUUUCUGCGCUAUCGACUCUGAGAAGCGCCCGUCUGAGAAUUUGGGUCAGGUUUUGUUUGGCGAGAGAAUUGAGCCCUCUCCCUACAAGUUUGAGUUCAAGAAGAAGGUGGAUUGUAAGCCGGUGUGUACUAAAUCCUACAACACCAACAAGCCAGAGGACAAAGCCCACCUGGACUUUCUGAAGAAAGGCAUGCUGCUCAACUACCAGCACCACUGGAUAGUGGACAACAUGCCGGUGACCUGGUGUUAUGAUGUGGAGGACGGACAGAAGUUCUGUAACCCAGGGUUUCCCAUCGGCUGCUACGUCACUGAGGCAGGACGACCCAAAGACGCCUGUGUUGUCAACUCGGACUUUAAGGACAAAGACACAUUCUAUGUCUUCAACCAUGUUGACAUCACCAUUCAUUAUCAUGUGGUGGAGAACGAGGCUGCUGGGGCUAGACUGGUCGCUGCCAAGAUGGAGCCCAAGAGCUAUAAACACACCAAAGUGGAGGCCCCUGACUGUGCAGGAGGGCCCAUGUACCUGAACAACAAGUUGAGUGGAGAGCUGAAGAUCGGCUAUACCUACUCUGUCCAGUUUGUGGAGGACAAGCACAUCAGAUGGGCGUCACGUUGGGACUACAUUCUGGAGUCCAUGCCCCACACCAACAUUCAGUGGUUCAGCAUCAUGAACUCUCUGGUGAUCGUUCUCUUCCUGUCUGGUAUGGUGGCUAUGAUCAUGCUGAGGACUCUACAUAAGGACAUUGCCAGAUACAACCAGAUGGACUCUGUGGAAGAUGCCCAGGAGGAAUUUGGCUGGAAGCUGGUCCAUGGAGACGUCUUCCGGCCUCCCAGGAAAGGCAUGCUCCUCUCUGUCUUUCUGGGAUCAGGAACUCAGAUCUUCAUCAUGAUUUUCGUCACUCUCUUCUUUGCCUGCCUGGGCUUCCUGUCCCCGGCUAACCGCGGAGCCCUGAUGACGUGCGCCGUGGUGCUCUGGGUCCUACUGGGCACACCAGCCGGCUACGUGGCUGCCCGCUUCUACAAGUCCUUUGGUGGGGAGAAAUGGAAGACUAACGUCCUGCUGACUUGCUUCCUGUGUCCUGGGGUUGUGUUUGCUGAUUUCUUCGUGAUGAAUCUGAUCCUGUGGGGAGAGGGCUCCUCUGCAGCCAUGCCCUUUGGCACCCUGGUGGCCAUCUUGGCUCUGUGGUUCUGCAUCUCUGUCCCCCUCACCUUCAUAGGGGCCUACUUUGGCUUCAAGAAGACCGGGAUUGAGCACCCUGUGCGGACCAAUCAGAUCCCUCGUCAGAUCCCGGAGCAGUCGUUCUACACCAGAUCUCUCCCGGGGAUCGUCAUGGGGGGGAUCCUCCCGUUCGGCUGUAUCUUCAUCCAGCUCUUCUUCAUCCUCAACAGCAUCUGGUCUCACCAGAUGUACUACAUGUUUGGUUUCCUGUUUCUGGUGUUCAUCAUCCUGGUAAUCACCUGCUCUGAGGCCACCAUCCUACUCUGCUACUUCCACCUCUGUGCUGAGGACUACCACUGGCAGUGGCGUUCCUUCCUGACCAGUGGUUUCACGGCCGUCUACUUCCUGGUCUAUGCCAUCCACUACUUCUUCUCCAAGCUCCAGAUCACAGGAUUGGCUAGCACCAUCCUCUACUUUGGUUACACCAUGAUCAUGGCUCUCAUCUUCUUCUUAUUCACAGGAACGAUUGGAUUCUUUGCCUGUUUCUGGUUCGUCACCAAGAUCUACAGCGUAGUGAAGGUGGACUGAGUAGUUAACCAAACCAAUGGAUUUCCUGUCUACUCUCCCACGCCCCCUCCACCCUCACCCUCCCCCCUCACCCUCCCUGGGCUGGAGGGACACUAUUGUUACGUUACACCCUGACUGCGUACGGUGACCAGGGCCCACUGGUCUGAAUGGGGUGCCGUUUGGAACACAACCCUUGUCUACUGUGUGGAAGACGCAUUUUUGUCAGAGCAGCAAGACCCCGUGUGUGUGUGUGUGUGUGUGUGUGUGUGUGUGUGUGUGUGUGUGUGUACACACAUCUAUACAUAAUGUAGUCUGGAGUGCAGGACAUGAAAUCCCUGUUGGGUCCAGAUCCUACUGCACAUCAAUGAAACACCCCUUACUUACCUCUGACAAAUGCAAAUAGGAAAUCUACACGCUAGUGACUGUUUGAAUACCCACUGCUCCAGGUUUGCUAGUAGACCCCCCCCCCCCCCCCCCCCCCCCGUUACAGUUAGUGCGCCAACGCGGACAGGAACUACGGUGGGUUUACGUUGUCAUUCAAACUAUUAAUUAAUAGUGUUGGACAAUAUGAUUGUAAAUAACUACUUUUUCCCCCUAAUGCUGAUGAAUGAUUUGGGGUCGUAAUAAACUUAAAAUGUGAGUUGGAAUUCCUCCUCUGACCCCUGUUCUGGGCUGGUAGAGUAGUUGGUUGAGUCCCAAAGGGCACUCUAGUCUGCACUACAAAAGUAGUCUGCACUAUGUAGGGAAUAGGGUGCGAUUUGGGAUUAGUCCAUUUUCUCUGGGUUUUGUUUUAUUUUGUAUUAUAAAUGCUUGAGUAUUAAUCAACUGGUCUGUUAUUUAACUUUAUAUUCCAAUUACAUUUUUUCUGUCUUUUUAUUUUUGCCACAAAGACACGUGCCUCAUCAGUAGUUCAUUUUAUUUGCAAAAACCAACAGUUUGGGAUUUUGUGAAAGGAAUCAUCGACCUUUAUGUCCCAAAUGGCACCCUAUUCCCUAUGUAGUGCACUACCCUUGAUCAGGGGCUCGGGUCUAAAGUAGUGCACUACAUAGGGAGUAGGGUGCCAUUUGGGACAACAUCCAUCAAUUAUGUGGGGAUCUGAUACUUAUAUCCUUUCAGUGUAAAUAUAAAUGAUAAUAGUUUCAUUAGUCUGACCGAGCAUCUGGGUUCCUUCACUGGUUUGAAAUUAUGUAAUUAUGAUCUGAAAAAUGAGAAAUGGUAGAAAAUGUCAAAUAAAACAUUUUCCUGUU
Molecule: messenger RNA, 2979 nt
Organism: Salvelinus fontinalis (brook trout)
Lineage: Eukaryota; Metazoa; Chordata; Actinopteri; Salmoniformes; Salmonidae
Gene: tm9sf2
Product: transmembrane 9 superfamily member 2
Biological process (GO): protein localization to membrane
Cellular component (GO): membrane
Source: RefSeq, a predicted model, not a curated record